This is a messenger RNA of Quercus lobata, 1113 nucleotides long. RefSeq names its product zinc finger BED domain-containing protein RICESLEEPER 2-like. Bases 1 to 1113 code for a protein of 370 amino acids. The transcript has 2 exons. Gene Ontology annotation, molecular function: protein dimerization activity. The record is from RefSeq and is a predicted model, not a curated record. NCBI's taxonomy places the organism in Eukaryota, Viridiplantae, Streptophyta, Magnoliopsida, Fagales, Fagaceae.
AUGGUAGUCACUGCACACUUUAUUGAUGGGGAUUGGACUUACCAAAAGAAAAUCUUGAACUUUUGCCCUAUAGCUAAUCACAAAGGGGACACCAUAGGUAGAGCAAUUGAGUCAUGUUUGUUGAAGUGGGGUAUAGACCGAUUGUUUACAAUCGCCGCGGACAAUGCUAGUUCUAAUGAGGUGGCAAUUGAUUAUGUGAAGAAGAAAACAAAAGAAAGAGAUAGUAGCAUAUUGGGUGGUGAGUUCAUGCAUAUGCGUUGUUGUGCGCAUAUCUUGAAUUUGAUUGUGCAAAGUGGGUUGAAGUCCAUUCAUGAAUCAAUUGUCAAAGUUUGGAAUGCGGUGCGAUUUGUGAGAGCUUCUCCCUCAAGGUUUGAGAAGUUUCAAGAAUGUGUUGAAAAUGAGAAAAUCAAAGCCAAAUGUUUGUUGUCCCUUGAUGUGCCAACAAGGUGGAGUUCCACUUAUCUCAUGUUAGAUUGUGCUUUGAAAUUUGUGAGAGCAUUUGAUAGGUUGGAAGAGGAGGAUGAGCAUUACAAACUUUAUUUUUGUGAAGCGGAUGGGAAUGGGAAAAAGCCCAUUGGUCCUCCUAACUAUCUUGAUUGGGAAAAUGUCAAGACCUUUGUGAAAUUUCUAGGCAUAUUUUAUGAGGCGACACUUAGAUUUUCUGGGUCCUUGUAUAGAUUGAAGUAUGUAAAGUUUUGGUUUAGGGAGUGGUAUGGAAAGGACAAGGGGGAUGCGAUGAGCUCUAAAGUUCAGGAUGCAUUGAAGAGGUUGUAUGUGGAGAGAGUGGGACAAAAUGGAGCUUCGAGUUCUAGUGGUAGUGGUGCUUCAUUGUCUAGGGACUCUAGGCCAAGUGUUGGCAAUGCUUCAUUGUCUGAUCGCAUUAAAAGUUAUAACAAUAGGUUUAAGCAACACUUGGCGGACGAGGACAGUGUGGAAAGCAAAUCUAAGUUGGAUAGGUAUUUGUUGGAAUCUUCUGAGGACCCUGAUGUGGAAGAUUUUGACAUCUUGAUGUGGUGGAAAAUGAAUUCUUCUAGAAAUCGAGUCCUUUCCCAAAUUGCACGUGAUGUGUUGGCUAUUCUUGUCUCUACAGUUGCAUCCGAGUUUUGCUUAUAG